Messenger RNA from Prorocentrum cordatum, 941 nucleotides. The record is from the annotation of a GenBank genome assembly. Lineage: Eukaryota; Dinophyceae; Prorocentrales; Prorocentraceae.
AGGCGGCGGUGCGCCAAGCGGCGAGCGCGGAUUCCGGUCAGGACCACAGGGGAUGGGCUUCGGCUGGGGGAAGGGGGGCGGCUUCUGGAGCAAGACUACAGCCGAUGCGAUCAAGGAGAUCAAGGCGCAACUCAUCGACCAGGGGGGCACCGGGAAGGUCUGGGUGGACGACUGGGGGCGCAGGUUUCAGCCUGAGCUCGGCACUCUCCGCCAGUUCUUGGAGGCCCGGUACGACAAGUUUCAGAUCAACCCCGGCAAGGGCGCCAGUUUCACGGUCUCCCUCGUGGGCUAUUACCCAGACGAGGGCCACAGUUACGGCAGCUACAGCGGCUCGUGGGGCAAGGGCUCCACCUCGAAGGGCCAAUACUCAGGCUACAAGGGCGAGUACAAGCCCACGUGGCAGCUGAAAGAGCCGACCGAGACGUACACAGGGGGCGGCUCGAAGUACGGCAAGCGGUGGGUGCCCAAGGACAACGCCUCGCAGGCGGACGAGGAGACCAGCGAGGUCGCGCAGGCCGCUGCAGCGGGGCCGAGCUCCAGCGGGGCCCAGGCCGCAGCUGGACCUACCGGCGCAGCGGCCAGCGGCGCUGCGGCGGGCAGCGCGUCGAAGGAGGAGCCGCGGGCCGACGCCGACGCCGAUGACGGCGAACGACCCUUGGCCUUCGACGACCCGGUCGACGACCUUGACAGUCCCAAGUAGUCCCAGCAGGAGGUCCCAGAGCGUGCCUGAGCUGCGCGGGUGCCACCGUAGCGCCACGCCAUGCAGCGCAUGAUUGCGAACACAUUGCCGCAUGAGUUGAUGCAGGCAUGUACGCAUGCCUGUUUUUCCCGGAAAGGGCGUGGGCCCAGGGUUCUCUUUUAGUAGGUUAACCCUCCGGCCCCCCUGCGACUUGGGCCGGCGAAAUUAUUUUGCGAGCGGGCACGCACGGAGUAGGGCCGGC